AUGCAUGUUCUACCAACAUUGGUGACUGGUUGAUUUUAGUGUGGUAAUGUUAAAUGCUUCACCUGCUGAAAGCACAUGUUGGAAGUCCUGGAAAGAGUUAACCAUCACGACUGUCUAAAGAGGUUUGCACAAAUCCAGUUCAGUGCGGGAAUUGUGCUGGACUUCUGUUUUACUCUGAAUGAGUGAUGGACUGUACUGCUUUAGCACCUGGGAUGUCUGUCUUUUCUUUCAUGGUUUUUCUAUUCUUACCAAUGCAAGCAGUACCUAAUUUUCAUGCAACACUACCUGGCAGAAUAAACGCACUGAGUGGCUCUUGUGUGCAGAUACCUUGUACAUUUGAAGCACCAGAGGACGAACUAAAGAACACAAAAAAUAUAUCUGGCUGUUGGAUGAAGAAAGACCACGCUUUUCUAAAUCCAGAGAGUUUGGUUGUUUUCAAUGGAACUUCAAACACCAUAAAAGGAUUUAAUUAUAUAGAAAUAAUUGGAAAUCUUAGUCAGCUUGAUUGUACCACAGUUUUCUAUGAUGUCAUGAACAAUCAUACAGACAAUUACUACUUCAGGGUGGAAAUGAAACCAGUUAACUGGUAUUAUUCGUAUACCAGUCCCAGCUACAUUUCUGUCUCCGAUGUACCGAAACGUCCUAUCCUUACACCCAAUGAUCUGCAAGAAGUGAUGGAGGAAGGAACAGUCAAUCUAAGCUGCUCUGCAGAAGCCCCCUGCCCCAAACAACCCCCUGCAAUAUCCUGGUCUAACAUCCCUGAUUCUGCCAGCAUUACACUAAAGUUACAGAAGAAUACUGAUAAAACCCAGUCAGUGUUUUCACACAUGACCUUCAAAGCUUCAUACAAAGAUCACAGAAAGAACAUCUCAUGUACUGCUACAUAUCCAAGAAAUAGAUCCAAUGACUCGACUGUAGAGACCAUCAUGAUGCUAAAAGUCCUGUUUUCUCCAAAAGAAACUCACAUCAUCAUUGAUCCAUCUGAUUCAAUCUCCGUUGGCACUAAUGUGACUUUGACCUGCAAAAGCAAAGCCAGUCCAAAUGAAAUGAACUACACUUGGUUCAAACGUGGACAGGAGAAAGAGCUGGAUUUUGGAGAACAACUAACCUUGAAUGUAAAUAGGAGGAGUGAGGGCUGGUACUUUUGCACUGCAAAGAACAUACAUGGUAACCAGACAUCAGAAGAGAUCCAGCUGAUUGUGGCAGGUUCUGCUUCCUUAGAAUCAUUGUCUUUAAUCAUUGGCUGUGUCGGAGGAAUUUCAGCAUUUCUGUUUAUAUUUCUUCUGGUAAUGAUUUUCCUAAGAGUGCAAAGAGUAAAGGCAUCCGUUAUUAGGGAAACUGACAUCUCAGAUCAGAGUCAGGAAAAACAUGUGCAGGUCAACUCUGUUUAUGCUAAUAGUGGUUUUGCGAUGGGUGAAGAGCUAAAGACGCCAAAGGAUGAGAAUGACAUGAUCCACUACGGAGAGGUUUACUUCUCCACUCUCCAAACCAAAAGCACCACAGAGAAGAUCUCUGGACUCGAAACAAUAUAUGCCGAGGUCUGUGGUUCAGGGAAGCAUUAGUUUACAUUAGAAUAAACAGUGAAUUGGGUUACACUUUCCGGCUCCCUUUAUAUAGGGUUUAUAAAGGUGUUUAUAAAUUACUAAUAUGUCAUUUACAAAUGCAUUAUAAAUAAUUGAUAAGCAGUUAUAAAUGCAUAAAUAAAAAAGGGAGAUUUUAAUGCAAUACCAGGCAAAUAAUUUUUAACUCACAUUGUUAUAAAUGCUUAAUAUAUUUAUUCAUACUAUUUUCACUCAAACCCAGAUUCUAGAUUUAUUUCAUGAUGCAGCGAGAGACUGAUGUGUUGUAUUUGUUUUUUUGUUUUUUUAUAUCUCAUGGCUUGUCUCACUUUUCUUGUGUCACCAGAAGCUACCCUCGUAUCCUAUCCAUGAUACACAGCAAACAUUUGUGAUGUAUGUCCAGUGUAAUGAUUAAAAACUGAUAGAAGACAUAAAAGCACAACCAUGAC
This is a messenger RNA of Carassius gibelio (silver crucian carp), 2008 nucleotides long. Its product is annotated as B-cell receptor CD22-like. The record is from RefSeq and is a predicted model, not a curated record. The transcript has 8 exons. The coding region runs from base 186 to 1562 and encodes 458 amino acids. Lineage: Eukaryota; Metazoa; Chordata; Actinopteri; Cypriniformes; Cyprinidae.